Musa acuminata AAA Group (dessert banana) is the source of this 2492-nucleotide messenger RNA. Its product is annotated as SWI/SNF chromatin-remodeling complex subunit SNF5-like. The record is from RefSeq and is a predicted model, not a curated record. NCBI's taxonomy places the organism in Eukaryota, Viridiplantae, Streptophyta, Magnoliopsida, Zingiberales, Musaceae. Gene Ontology annotation, biological process: positive regulation of DNA-templated transcription. The coding region runs from base 772 to 1980 and encodes 402 amino acids. Gene Ontology annotation, cellular component: SWI/SNF complex. The transcript has 3 exons.
AGGAAAGCUGCUCGAUCACCACCCGAAAGAAUCCUACGAAGUCGGUUGGAUCAAUAGAGGUAUGGUUACUCCACGAAGUCGAUGGGGGAAUCGAGCGGCCUCGUUGAAGGAGCGGAGCGAGUUCUCCUUCACCUCCCUCAGCCGUGGGUCCGUCUAAGCCAGCGCGUUCAUCCCCUUCCCACGGUGCCCGAUCACCACCAGACUCUCCGCCUUAUUCUCCCACUCCGCCCCCACUCAUCCCAUUGACGUUCCAACUUCCAAGUGACAGGGCGAGUGAGGGAGACGAGUGGGAUCAACAUUUGUGGAGGCGGAAGGACGCGGAGGAGGAGAGGGCGACGGCGGCGGCUCCGGUGGCUGGUCGAGCGUAACGUCGUCGAUAUGCACGGCCUUGAGCGCCAUGGAAUCAGAUGUAAGGAGGGAAAGGUCGUCCCAGGCGAUGGCAUUUAAAAGACGAGGAGAGAACGGUGGCUCGAGCAUUUGCUGCGGUGUUCGGUAUUCACGAGAUCAUACGGGGAUUCCAAUCACAAAUCAAGAACAAAAGAACGGUGGAGGCUGUGGUAUCCAAUAUGAACACCCCAAGACAUUAUUACAUCGGCUAAUCCACCCUUCAUGUGGCGCCACCAUAUCAAAUCCUGUCCGUCCCUGCACAGAUCCCAUCAUCCCAGCCGUCCCUUCACCAACUAUUGUGCCUUAGCCCCUUACCCCCCUUACCCUUGUGGCCUUCUCGCUCGGUGGCAAACAAGCAUCCCGCACCGAGCGUGACCAAGAGACAUGGCGGAGGCCAACAACAACAGCAACAACAAUGCCAAUUCCAUAGCGCAGCAGCAGCAACAGCAGCAGCAGCAUCAUCAACAACAUCAGCAACAGCUCCUUUUGCAGCAGCACCAGCAACAGCUCUUCCUGAUGCAGCAGCAGCAACUCCAGCUCCAACAACAGCAACAACUGCAACGGCAACAACAGCAGCAGCAGCAACAGCAGCAGCAGCAAUCGCAGCCAUCUGCCCACCACCAAUCGCCUUAUAAUCUCCUGCAGCAGCAGCAGGCCAUGUCCCGCUUCCCCUCCAACAUCGACGCCCACCUCCGCGCCCCCGGCCUUCGAUCCCUCCAGUUCCAGGCCCCUACUCCUCCGCCGGCGCCGCCCUCCUCCUCACAGCCGCCUACCUCCUCCAACCUCCACCACCAUGCUUCGCAGUCCCAGCCGGCGAGGCCAGCGGCGACAGGGGUCGGGGUCGGCGUCGGGAGGCCUGGGAACCCCUUGGAGAUUGAGAUGGCGCAGAAGGACGCCUUGAUGGUUUGCAACCCCGACUUCAAACGCCCCUUCGCCUCCGUUGAGGAUGCCGUGCUCAGGCUGCUGCCAUACCAUGUGGUAUCUGAUUAUGAAGCUGAAGAAGAUGACAGGAUCCUUGAUAGUGAUACCACUGGUCAUAUAUUUUCACGGAUCCAGCAAUGGGACCACAACGUUCUCACAAAGAUUGCAGAGUUUACCACUACAUUUGAGAAACAAGUCCUUGCUUUCAACAUAAUGUCAAGAAAGAGAGCACAAGGAGAAUUCAGGUCAGAGGAGAGGCUUAUGAUGGAGCAGUUUUUAAUGCAAGAAGAGAAGCAAGCUCUGUUAGGAAUAAGAGCAGAAAUUGAAUCCAGAGAGAAGGCUGGUAGGGAAGCAGCAGAGGCCAAGAUGCGGAUGGCAAUGGUUCAGGCUGAACAUGCUAGAGCAGAUGCCCAGGCCCAUGCAGAAAUGUAUGUUCGUGCCCCAGUGAGGGCUGGCGCUGCUGGUUCCCUUGGUGACGAGGUUUCUGGCCAUGAUAUGGGGCAAGAACAGGCAGGUAACAUGGACGAAAUUCAUGGGUGGGGAAAUGCUCAAAGAGAGGAUGAAGAGCCAUCAGAGGAUUUUUUGAAUGAUGAGAAUGAACCUGAGAAUGGAGACACCGGAGAACAAGGUGAAUGGCGAGAAGCUGGGGAGCUGGACUUGAACACUAGGUGAUGAUAGGAUAAAAUCCUGGCUACUUUCCAGUUUGCAUUUAGUAGCUUAUGCACAGAGGGUUACAAAGUCGCUAACUUGACAUGAUCAGAUCUGUUUGUUUAUGGAGUUCUUAGACUACGUUUGUGAAAAGAAAGAUUACCUCUUCCCAAGCAAGAGUGUGGCUCGACCGCUGGAUCUGAUUCGAUUUCAUUUCGAGCAGCUGUUUUUAUCUUGGAGAUAGUUUUCCGGCAGCACGACCAGAAAGUUAACAAGGUCAUACCUUUUAACUGCUUUUGUGCUUUGAUCAAACGCUGUGCUGCUGAAACUGAACUCAUUUUACUUUCUAGAUAUUACUGGUAGGAAAUAGUUGAAACGAUAUCAGUGAAAAAUUGUCAUCGGUGUAGAUGGACCGAUUGCUGAUUACUUAUCUAAGUUAUAUGUUUAUUCUCGACACCCAACUUGGGGAUUUCUAGUUGCUCUGUGUCUGUACAUUAUGAAGUAUUAGUUCUACGGAGAACUUAGUGUUUCUUUCA